This is a messenger RNA of Penicillium crustosum, 657 nucleotides long. RefSeq names its product peroxiredoxin family protein. The coding region runs from base 43 to 555 and encodes 170 amino acids. The transcript is spliced from 4 exons. The record is from RefSeq and is a predicted model, not a curated record. Gene Ontology annotation, biological process: cell redox homeostasis; hydrogen peroxide catabolic process; cellular response to oxidative stress. Gene Ontology annotation, molecular function: thioredoxin peroxidase activity. Gene Ontology annotation, cellular component: cytoplasm; peroxisome; mitochondrion. Lineage: Eukaryota; Fungi; Ascomycota; Eurotiomycetes; Eurotiales; Aspergillaceae.
CUCUCUCUCUCCCUCCCCCAAAUAAUCAAUCCAAUACUCAAAAUGGCCACUAAGGGUUUCAACGCUGGCGAUGCCUUCCCCCAGGAUGUGACCUUCUCUUACAUCCCCUGGUCUGAGGAGGCUGGCGAGAUCACCUCUUGCGGUAUCCCCAUCAACUACUACGCCUCCAAGGAGUGGGCUGACAAGAAGGUCAUCCUCUUCGCUCUUCCCGGUGCUUUCACUCCCGUCUGCUCCGCCAACCACGUUCCCGAGUACAUCCAGAAGCUCCCCGAGCUCCGCGCCAAGGGUGUCGACCAGGUCGCCGUCCUCGCUUACAACGAUGCCUACGUCAUGAGCGCCUGGGGCAAGGCCAACGGUGUCACCGGAGAUGAUAUUCUCUUCCUCUCCGACCCCGAUGCCAAGUUCUCCAAGAGCAUCGGCUGGGCUGAUGAGGAGGGUCGCACCUACCGCUACGUGAUCGUCCUUGACCACGGUAAGGUCAUCUACGCCGCCAAGGAGGCCGCCAAGAACAGCCUCGACCUCUCCCGCGCCGAGUCUGUCCUCAAGCAGCUGUAAAUUCACUCGUUUGAAAAUAGAUUUGGGUAAAUGGGCUGGCGCAUUGUUUCAUGGGUGAUUGGGGGUCGGACUGCGGUAUUUGGGUACAAAUAUCCAGCACGG